This is a messenger RNA of Sinocyclocheilus grahami, 1643 nucleotides long. RefSeq names its product CD48 antigen-like. The record is from RefSeq and is a predicted model, not a curated record. NCBI's taxonomy places the organism in Eukaryota, Metazoa, Chordata, Actinopteri, Cypriniformes, Cyprinidae. Gene Ontology annotation, cellular component: cell-cell junction; membrane. The transcript has 6 exons. The coding region runs from base 139 to 1002 and encodes 287 amino acids.
AGCGAAGUGUUGUCGCACGACUCUGAAAGAGUCAGUUGGCUGUGUUUUUGGAUAAGGAGUCCUACAAUCAGGGGCGGCGUGAAGGAAGGUCAAGGGCUUCAAGGACCUCGUUGAUUAACGCCGACAAGCCAACGAGCGAUGAGUCUAUGUGGAGUUGUGCUGCUGUGUAUUGUGUGUAUCCUUCAAGUGUGCAGCAGUGAGGAACAUAUUAUUGGUUACAGUGGCCAAUCAGUCAUCCUGAAAUCUGGAGCGGACAGAUCAUGGAAUCUCACCAGAGUUCAGUGGUCCAUUUAUAAGAACACCACAUACAUUGCGAGUCUAAAGGAUGGAGAAGUGUUUAUAUACAAGUUCUGGCGACAUCAGGGUCGACUUGACAUCAACAAUGAAACGGGAGAUUUAACAAUCCGUAAUGUGACAGUGGACGACAGCAUGACAUACAACGUGGCUUUGGUCACCUCAGAUGGCACGCGGAAGCAAGAUAAAGUUCAUCUCACAGUUCAAGAAAGUCUCAAGACUCCAGACAUCCAGAAGACGCUUCAUUCCCGCAAUGACAGCCGGUGCAACGUUGCCCUCGAGUGUGUCGCAUCUGGCCAAAAUGUGAAUUUGUCCUGGACGCCUGAUGGCGAGUUCAACGGAUCGUAUAUUUCAGGAAUCCCAAAUUCUGUUGACGCUUCGCUAGUCCUUUUCGCAUCAUUUAGUGGCAACAGACACGUGACGUUUACCUGCACUGCCUCCAGUGGUCAACAGACUGUGACCAGGCAAAUGACAGUGGGGUGUUCAGAGGAGAAGCAGAAGUGUGAAGCCUGCACUGUUUGCAGUUCGUGCACUGCCUCUGUGAUAUGGAGUAUUCUGUUUACAGCUGCCGUUUUGGGCUUAGCAUAUGCAUUUACAAGAAAUAAAGAGAAAAUUAUAGCUGCUUGCCCUGAAGGUCCCCUACAAUUCAUCCAGAAUAUAAACAGUCCUGGCUCCUGUGGUUUUCAAGGGAAACAAGACGCGGCGUAAGAAGAAGAAAACUUAUCUUGCAUAAGGUUCAACUGAGCAAUGAUCAGCAUGCGUGUUACUUUAUGGAAGGGAACAUCUGGCAUUAUGUUUGACAGUUUUUUAAAGAAGUUUCAUUUGAAAGAAAACAAUGUGCGGAGGUUGUGACUGUUGGUUUGACCUCAUUGGAUCCGGUCUGUGAAACGUGUCAUCUGUCACCUGUGUCAAUGAUGAUUUCAGGUACUUUAUGUUGUUUGAUAUUGAUGUUGUUUUAAAAAUCCAUUCGACCGAAAGAUCUGAAAGUUUGUGCUCCUUCAGUUUGAGCAGACAUGAUACUUCUGGUACUGAUGGCCUUUAAAUCUUGACUCAGCAUGGCAGCUUUUUUAUUUAAUAAAUUGUCUAGCUUCUUUGUUCAAAAAUGCAUGUGAAUUAAAAUGGUCUAUGUCAUUUCUGGUUGUUAUGAUGAAUUGUAGCAGUAUGUGCUCAGUGUCACAGUAUUCUAAUGACACAUUGUCAUCGUGAGUGCUGUUUUUGUCUUGUCAAUGGGAAGUGGUCAACGUUACCUAGAAAUGGACACAUGAGCUCAGUUUCUGCAUAUCUGGAUAUGAGUAAAUACUUAAGAAACAGAUUCCAUUAAAAGGAUAUUCCACUGAAUUUUAACACUU